GUGUUUUUUUUGGCCCUGAGGCGGCGGCGGGCUUGUGAACGUGUACACACACUGACAGUCACACAGUGACAUCGUGGUUGUUGUUAUCGUUGUCGUCCUCCGGGAGAGCGCAGUAACCGGCAAUAUUGCCGCCGCGUGGUUGAAACGUAAAUGGAAGUUUGAAAGCCGGCUGGACCGAAUGGACGCGUGUCGAGUAAGCUGACUAGUUACUGUGUGAGAGAAUUGAUUUAUUAGGGGAAAUAAGAGUCCGGGGCCGGGAUAGCUUAGCGUCGUUGGUUUGUUCUGCGCGAACUCGGGUCUCCGUGUUGCGCCUUCACAAGCGCUCGAGGCGGAGAGGCGAACGUCGGCGCAGCUCGUGUCCUCCUCGUGUCGUGUCCGCUUGCUUGGCUGCACUUGUUUUGCACAACGGAACGACACCGCCUUACGGGACAGCGGGCGAGCUGCCGCCGGGGAAUUUACUGCGCGGCACCUUUAGCGCGCUGCCGAAUAGAGGCGUUUCUCGCCGGGAUCGAAACGAGAGGAGCGCGUUCGAAAAGGAGGAAGCUGGAAGGAGGUCGGGUUAGAAGCGGAGUUCAGCUCCACGUGAUGAUCAUUGAGAGACGACGGAAGAGCUGAACUCCUGGUAACCAUGGACUCCAUUCAAGUGACAUUAACUAUAAGAGGAUUAACAGCCCCAGGUGAAUCCAUCGCCGUCGUCGGUAGCUGCGACGCUCUUGGCAACUGGUGUUCUCAGAGAGCCCUGACUCUUCAUCCCGAGGGCGAUGGCACAUUGUGGAAGCGAACUGUCAGCGUUCCCAGAGGGGUUGAAUCAACCUACCGCUAUUUCAAAGGCUUCUUUCUCGAACCAAAGAAUGCAGGUGAUCCAAGUCAAGUCAUAGUCAAUAAGUGGGAGACCCAUCUACAUCCACGAGCAUUGAGCUCCUCAGAGUCAAACCUCAUUGUUGAUGAUGGGAACUUUGGCAUUCUUAAUGGCACAGAAUGUGUGGAUUCCGGGUGGCUGACCUGUCAGACGGAAAUUCGGCUUCGACUUCAUUAUUCCCAAAAGUCACCUGUGUCAAUCACCAAAAAAAAAUUCAAGAAAUCAAGGUUCAGACUCAAGCUCAAUCUGGAAGGCUUUGAGGAAGAGGAAGAGGAAGACGAACAAAGCCCAACCUCAUGGAAUAAAAUGACGACAACUCUAGAGAUCAGUAUGAUCAGUGCCAAUGGGUACACAUCUCGCCAUUCCCAACCCGAGUGUGGUUAUGCUCUUGAACCAAGUCAGUGGACGGAAUACAGUAUCCACACCAUGGACCCAGACAAUCUAGAGCUCACCUUCGAGUUCUUUGAGGAAGAUCUAAGUGAGGCUGUUGUGCAAGGAGAUAUUCACCCAGGCCAUGUGGGAACUGCCUGCCUUCUGUCCUCUUCCUUUGUGGAAAGUGGAAAAAACACUGGGGUUGUAACUCUUCCCAUAAUGAGCAGAAAUGCAAGACAAGCCAUUGGAAAAGUGAGAGUGGACUACCUUGUAAUAAGGCCAGUCAAAGGUUUCAUGUGCGACAUGCGCUCUUCCUUUACAAAAUACUGGAGGAAAAGAAGCCCCUUGGAUGUCGGCCACAGAGGGGCCGGCAGCUCGCAUACGGCAAAGCAUACCAAAAUCAGGGAGAAUACCAUUGCAUCUUUUAAAAGUGCUGCAAACCAUGGUGCUGCAUAUGUUGAAUUUGAUGUCCAUCUCUCAAAAGAUCAUAUUCCAGUUGUGUACCAUGAUCUCACUUGCUGUAUCUCCAUGAAAAAGAAAAAUAAGGAACUUUCGGUGGAAUUGUUUGAAGUUCCUGUUAAGGAUCUUACAUUUGAUCAGCUUCAACUUUUAAAGUUAGUUCAUGUAAAUGCCAUGAAAGCUGAUGACCACAAAGAUUUCCUUGAUGAGGAGGAGUACAUUGCUGAACACCAGCCUUUCCCCUCACUUUCUCAGAUUUUUCAAGCAGUUCCUGAACAUGUGGGGUUCAACAUAGAACUGAAAUGGAUUUGUCAGCUUAGGGAUGGUUCCUGGGAAGGAAACCUGUCAUCAUACUUUGACAUGAAUCUGUUUGUUGACAUCAUAUUCACAUGUGUGCACCAGAACGCUGGGAACCGAAGAAUAGUCUUUUCUUGUUUUGAUCCCGAUAUAUGCACAAUGGUACGCCGGAAGCAGAACAAAUAUCCCAUUCUGUUUUUGACACAAGGCGUCUCCAGUACCUAUCCAGAAUUAAUGGACAUACGAUGCCGAACAACUGAAAUUGCAAUAAGUUUUGCACAGAGUGAAGAUAUACUGGGAAUAAGUGCACACACAGAGGACUUGCUGAAGAACAUGGACUCCAUUAGAGUGGCCCAGUCAAAGGGCUUGGUAGUCUUCUGCUGGGGGGAUGACAACAAUGACCAUGAAAACAGAAGGAAGCUGAGAGAGCAAGGGAUUGAUGGACUCAUUUUUGACAGAAUCUGUGAUGAAAAAACCGAGCAGCCAAACAUCUUCAAAGUAGAAGAGUCUCUGAAGGAAGCAAUACCAGUGGAGACACUGAAGAGCUGUGCCUGUUCCAGCUACAGUAUCCCGUGCUCCUCUUUUCCCUGUCCUAGUCAAGCAGAGGCAGGGAACUGCGGGCCAGACUCCAGCCUAAGUUGUUCUUAAAUUUUCACAACAGUCCAAACUCUACCUUCCUCAGCAAUCAAGCAAGUACCAAUGCAAUAGAUCUAUAGGGGAGCUCAUGUCAUUACAGUUGCAGUUUGCGGAGUUGGGGUAUUUUUGCAGGUAGGCAAUGAGGACACGACAAUCUAACCCCAAGCAGAUGUGCAAUUAGGUUAACAAGGAAAUGUAUGUUCUACAUCCAGAUGCGUUGCCCACUGGGUGUCUCUCUGAAGGCCACCUGCAUCAGCUUCACAUUCUGCUUGUUUUUUUUAUUUAUUUUUUUAAUUACCAGCUGUUUUAUUAAUCCAAAAUGUAUCACUGCACUUAAUAUGCUGAACAUAAGUCUUUUGUGAAUGUUUUUCUCUCAGGUAUUCUAUUUAUUUCUUUCCAUAUACAUUGUACUUGUAAAGCUGUAAACAAUGAAAUGUACUUAACUUUAGACAAUAGCAGUAAAAAAUGAUUAUUUUUCUCCCCA
Molecule: messenger RNA, 3107 nt
Organism: Scleropages formosus (Asian bonytongue)
Lineage: Eukaryota; Metazoa; Chordata; Actinopteri; Osteoglossiformes; Osteoglossidae
Gene: gpcpd1
Product: glycerophosphocholine phosphodiesterase 1
Exons: 20
Coding region: 629-2635 (668 amino acids)
Biological process (GO): glycerophospholipid catabolic process
Molecular function (GO): starch binding; glycerophosphocholine phosphodiesterase activity
Source: RefSeq, a predicted model, not a curated record